CACCUGACACGUGUUUAGGAAGUGUAUACGCAGGAACUAGAAUAACAAAUACUAUGAUUUGAUUUAAAUUCUGCAGCUGUGAAGAUCAGAGGGAUUGUCAGCGGGAUUGUAAGUGUGUGUCUGAGCAGCUAAUCAAUCUGUCAGCUGCACAGAAUCUCUGGAAUCUGACAACAGCGUUGUUAAGGAGGAGUGUAAGGGUUAAGAUGGCAUGCAGGGGAGGGAACACACGAGGAGCCGCAGCUCCUGAUAUUUUAUGAGCACUACCAGAGUCUGAGGAAUAUUGACAUGCUGCCCGGGAGGUGGAGAAAAAGGCUGCUGCAGAAUAAACUUGUGAACCCCGAAGAGACUUUUAGAUAUCUGGGCAGCUCUUGCCAACAUGGAACUAUUGUGACUUUUUUGCCAGAGGAAUGAAUGAAAUACCUUCAACUAGAUUAAAAGGGGACAUGAGCCGACCUGGGAUAGUCUUGUCACACAGCAGGAGUCAGUAACUUUGAUAGGUAGCACUUAUUCCCAAAGACACACCAUGUCAAACUCUCAGGAGCAGAGCCUCGAUGAGAAUGCAGUGUUCCUGCCGGUGAACGAGUCCUCCCCAGAGUUCCUCUACUGUGAGAAGGAGCGGCAAGCAGUGGAGAGACUCCUAAACGCAGGACCAGAGGCCUUCUACAGCUCCAUCGGCACAGAGCGCUCUGGCUGCUUCCUGUCCUCUGAGGAGGUCGGCCAGAUAACCAGCUGGGCCCAGGACUACCGUUUCAACCCGCUACAGGUGCAGAGGCAGGAGAAUGGAGAGGGAGGCAGCUCAGACACGGACGACUUCUGUUCCACCUACUUCCCUUCCUUCUCAGACACACCAGCCCCCGACCUGGAGCUGGGCUGGCCUGAAAAAAGCCCCUGGGUCCCAAAGGGAAGCGUCACAGUCCACACCAGUCCGCCUGCAGAGGGAGAACCUCCUGUCAGACAGAUCAUUAGGCAUCACCUGCAAAAGGCUAGCCAAGUAAUUGCUAUUGUGACAGACAGAUUGACAGAUGGUGCAAUAAUUGGCGAUUUACACAAUGCUGCCUCUCGGGGUGUCCCUGUCUACGUCAUCCUGAAUCAAAGGUCCAUUCAAGAGAGCUUCACGCUCAACAGGCUCAGGCAUCCGAAUAUGCAGGUCCGUGUUCUUGGAGGGAAAACCUUCUGUUCGAGGACAGGACGAAUGGUCGUCGGGGAAAUGAAAGACAAGUUCCUUCUCGUGGAUUUAGAGACAGUGAUUCAUGGCAGCUACAGCUUCACAUGGACGGACGCCCACCUGCACCGACAACUGAUCACUGUUCUACGUGGCCCAGUUGUUGACUCAUUCGAUAGAGAGUUCAGGAUCCUUUUUGCAGCUUCGCUUCCCGUCCCAGACAUAUGGAGGGCUGCAGGAAACAAUGUAGAUGUUACUCAUCAGCUGAAAGACCAUUCGGAUCUCAGGUUUCAAAAAUAUCACCAUUUGGAGCCUGAGAUUAUCAACCCUCCGUCCCCACCUACUGAUGCGCUCCUAGACUGGGAAGCCAUGGGGGUUGUCCAGAGAAUCAACAGCCUCCCAGACUGUCCUCUUGAUCAACACGAAGAAAUCAUGGCAGAGAAAAUGCCGCUACAGAACAAUAUGCUGUUUGAAAAAAGCACCCUCGUUAAGGACGGAUUUACUUACAAUGGACACCAAUUUGUGGAUAAGAAAAGGGUUUAUGAAAACAUCUCUCCAGUGACAAACAAUGUGCCAGAUAAAUCAACAACUUUCAAGGUUUAUGAAAACAUCUCUCCUGUGACAAACAAUGUGCCAGAUGAAUCAACAACUUACAACAGCACACAGCCCCCGCCAACAGACCCGACAACUCCUGAAAGAAUGAAAAGGGUGGAACACAUAAUAAAUAAAGCCAUUUCCAGGCAGCUGUCUACUGAGAUGAGCAACAAUUUAGAUGACAAAAUGACAAGACUUGAUGAUAAAGCAAGAGAGCCAGCACACAACAUGAUCAUACUUUCCUCUUCUAAGAGAAGAGAGCACUCAAGGACAGAGGCAAUUUUGGAAGAAGAGAGCAACAUAAAGGAAAUUAGCUCCAAAGUGGAGAACACACCAUCUUCUAGAAAACCUAUCAUCCUGAGGCUGCCGCAGACUGAGAGCUUCAGCUCUCUGAGUGACAUUAUGAAGAAGAUUCAGCCUCAGCAGAGCACUUCAGGUCUGCUCAAGAAAGGAUCAAAUGCCGCUGUGUCAGAAAUGAGCCGAUCCAUGAUGGACCUGAGCGUCCACAACGCAGAUGAUGACAGAGCGCGGGUGCCGAGGCUUAAGGCCAGUUGCUUCGACCCAGAUAAUAUGACUCCUGCUCUUAAUCUGAUGAAGAAGAGGAACGACGGGUUGAAACCUUUAUUGUACAGAACUCCAAAAAACUUUGUGCCCAGAGAGAGGCCGCGCAGCUCCAGUUAUGUAUUCAGUAUGGACUGGAGGAGGUCACUGGCGGAGAGGGAGGAAAAACAGGAAUGAUGAGCAAGGAAGAAAAUACAUGAGGAGCCUUAAUAUGUUCUGUAGUCUCCUGUCACCAAGGAAGGCAGCUGCCAGAAGCCGAUAGUUACGACCUCUGUAGUGGUAAUUAACUCAGCCAAAAACGGUCUGUGACUCUGAAAAUGAAAUCAUUAUUAAUAUGUAUAGCAGCAUUAUCCGUUGAUGUGAUGUCCCACUGAAUUUGCCUAUGGUGUUGCACUGUAUAUAUAUAGUUUAUUUGAUGCACUGCUUUACCUUGCAUGGUUAAAUAAAUACAUUUAAUUGUAAUUGUGCUCAUAAUGAUGAGUAUCAGCUGUUUUAACCACUGUAUAUGGCUUUCACACAGUGACAAAGUUGCGGUAGUUAACCAGUAAGAAGGUUAACAUCUACAUUAAUGAAUGUUUAACAUUUCUGUUAAAUACUGGCACAUGACAGAGUAAAAGGAGAUGGCAACAUUACACUGUAUAUCAUGAAAACAAAAUUAGGAAUUAUAUGUGACAUGUGAUUUCAGACAAAAAUAAUGUGCAUGUGCUGAUAAGUCAUAAAAAGUCCAAUGUAGAGAGAAACAGCAUACCUGUAGCUAACAGUGAAGACACAGAGGUCUUGUCCUUCAUUUAAAUUUUAGUUCAGUGUAUAUACACAGUAUAUACUCUAAACUGGGGGAAAUUUCUGAUUAAAACACACUUUUUUUCGCAGAACAAAGCCAACAAUGUGUCAGUCAGGGAUCUUCAUCUUGACUGUCCUGUUAUUUUUUUCUUGGAUAUUGGGGAGUUGAGAUGCAAUUUAAACUUUUUCAAUUUAAAAGUGAGUUAUUUUAAAAGCACAUAUUGGUACCUUUGAGGCUCACAGCUUUUUAAGUCACACUUUGUAAGCUGAGAAGUGCAUAGUUACUCAUAAAUGAAUAAAUACAGCAAUUAUACCACAGCAAGAUAAUUCCUUAUUUAGAAAUGUAGUCUGUAAUAAAAAUCUUGGCCAGGAAACUGGUGUACAAUGGAGCAUAAAAAUAGAGAUUUAAAAAUUGAAUAAAUAUACAUAUUUAUUGAAUUUAUUGAAGUUUUCAGUGUCUCUUUAAAAUGAUAUGCAGGAUUUAAAAGGCUGCUUGUAAUUAAGACCUCAGUAUUUGUGAAAUAUAUAUGUGUGAGAGACAGAUGGGGGAAGUAGAGGGGAGUGUGGUACAACCUUACCCUUUUAUCAAACUCAUACGGCACAGCUUAGGCAGGGAUUGCUGGAGAUGGGAAACAAACAAUGGGAAUGUGGUGGGGAAUGGGUUUGCCACCUCUUCCAAUCACUUGGCUCCAUCUGCCCCAUUCACAACUUCAGCAUGCUCCAAACUUGCAUUUUCAUUUACAAAUAUACUUACUGUCCAGAUUUGCCACACAAAUCUUCCAAUGACUUUUUAAGGUGAAUUCAGAAAUCCAUUCUCAUCACACCAGGUAUUCUGAUCCUUUUUAUCCCCCUUUUUGCCGUAUCGUACAUAGCCAAUUGUCAUUCACUUACAGAGGCUCCUUGCUGUGGAGUGUCUGCCUGCAUAUUUCCAAAAUAUCAUCAUCUCUUAACAACUUCAGGUGUGAACUAACAGGCAGCCUGAUGAAUCAAGCACCCUAAUAGCCUUCAUUAGUAUAUUGUAACCCUCAGUCUGACUAUGCACGCACACACACACACACACACACACACACACACACACACUGAUAAUU
Molecule: messenger RNA, 4185 nt
Organism: Plectropomus leopardus (leopard coralgrouper)
Lineage: Eukaryota; Metazoa; Chordata; Actinopteri; Perciformes; Serranidae
Gene: sack1e
Product: scaffolding CK1 anchoring protein E
Biological process (GO): signal transduction
Molecular function (GO): protein kinase binding
Source: RefSeq, a predicted model, not a curated record